Rhopilema esculentum is the source of this 477-nucleotide messenger RNA. The record is from RefSeq and is a predicted model, not a curated record. Lineage: Eukaryota; Metazoa; Cnidaria; Scyphozoa; Rhizostomeae; Rhizostomatidae.
AUGGCUGCUAAGGGGAUUUUGAAUCGCUUGGAAAAGAAGAUUGAAGAAAAGGAACUAUUUGGAUCUAUCUUUAGUUAUGAUGAGAUAUAUUUUUCAAUGAUGGAGGACGUGCCUGUAACAGUGGAACCAUUCCUAGCUGGAACCUUUGUCAAGUAUGUCAACAACAAUGGAGAGCCAAUUGCAGCAAAUAUUGUAAACAAGGAUAUACAUCAAAAAGCAGAAGCAGUAUGCCACUUUUCACUUGCUGAUAGUGAAGGAAAACUACUACUUCUUGACUUGCAAGGAGUUCGAUAUAAGCUCUGUGAUCCAGAGAUUGCAACAUCUUCACUUGCUGAUUCAAUUAAUGAUGCUGAAAAGUUAUUCUGUGCAGGAAAUCUUCAGGACCAUGCAUUUAAAAACUUUUCAUUGCAUCAUGUAUGCAAUUUGUAUUGCAAACUUCUUAAUUUGGAUCAAUUAUCUAGCAGUGUAAUUUCAUAA